CAUGAACAAUCAGGAAAAUACAAAUUCCUAUGAGAGAAACUAUAUAUGUACAAGUAGAAUAAACAUUAGAGUGACUGAAAAAACCAGAAGGAGAUGAAAAAAAGUGAAAGCAAAAGAAAGGAUCCAAGACCAAAGCUGUCUGAGUCAGUAGAAGUCGUGGAAGCCGGAGAUGGUAAAAGGAGAAGAGAAGGGAGCCAUGGAGAGAUCCAAGAAGAAGAAAAGACAUGGAGAAGCAGAAGGAGAAGCAAGAGAAAGAUUCCUACAAUGAAUGUUCCGGUUUGUAAGAUUGGUAAUACAUAAUCCUCUAAUAGUGAGACAAGGUAAGAGCCGCAUAGGAACCAUCCGAAGAGUACAACAAGCACAAGUGGAACUAUUGGCGAUGGCCCUUUGCUCUCCAUAGCUUUUGCUCAAGUUGGUGUCGUUGAGUGAAGAUUAGCUCAUAUGUGCAGUUGUGAUUAUGUUUUUAAAUAGACGUGGUUUUGUUUGGAUGCAUGCGGUUAGAUAACCUAAUUUGCGCAAAUUUCCUUUGUAUACUGCCUUAUAUUUUGUUCCUAUUAUAUAUGAUCAACUAUAGUUAAUAGAUGAUGAUAUCAGCUUAUGGUUAAAUAAAACUAUAAAAGUAAGUCUUCAUAGUUUUCGACGAAUGGUUAUACCAAUCUAAGAACAUUUUCGUUUGUUAAAUUGUUCAACUGCCUCUACGUUUGAUACGAGAA
Molecule: messenger RNA, 713 nt
Organism: Arabidopsis lyrata subsp. lyrata
Lineage: Eukaryota; Viridiplantae; Streptophyta; Magnoliopsida; Brassicales; Brassicaceae
Exons: 1
Coding region: 94-300 (68 amino acids)
Source: RefSeq, a predicted model, not a curated record